Messenger RNA from Rotaria sp. Silwood1, 231 nucleotides. NCBI's taxonomy places the organism in Eukaryota, Metazoa, Rotifera, Eurotatoria, Philodinida, Philodinidae. The record is from the annotation of a GenBank genome assembly.
AUGAAAAAAUUAAUUCUUCUUGACCCUCGGAGUAUUAAUCCGAAAUUAGAUGAAUGUCAAUUACAUUUAUCUACACCAUUUUGGAUUAAGUGUCUUGCAUAUAUUACAGAAACACGAACAUCAUUUUUAACACUGCGAUAUCUUGGACUAUUAAUAUUUAUUUAUGAAUUAUGUAAAUAUCUUGAUAAUACAGCUGCACAACAAAUACUUCAUCAACGUUAUUUAAGAUAA